ACGCAUAUUCUUGCUCUUUACUUUCUUCAUCAUGAACAAAGAAAAAAAAUUGAAAACUGAAAUUUACAUUAUACCAAUAAAAUGGCAUUACCAAAGCUUCAAUUUGUAGUCAUCUUCGUCUUAUGUUCUCUCCUUGUUACUUGCCAGUCAAAAGAUGUAAGAGAGAAUGCUGCUCAUCCUUCACAUUGUGUCUACAAAGGUCUGUGUGUGAGCAACCCAGACUGUAAGAGUCAGUGUGGACCACCUGAGUUUCCACCGGAGACCAUCGGCUUAUGCCAAGCUAGUCCUAGGGGUCAUGGCAACAUUUGCUGUUGUGCUAAAGAUUAAUAUUCUCCGACCAACUAAGAACAGAAAAAAUGUAGUUUUUAUCUUAUGCUAAAAACUAAAUGUAAUUGUU
Messenger RNA from Raphanus sativus (radish), 397 nucleotides. RefSeq names its product defensin-like protein 275. The transcript has 2 exons. Lineage: Eukaryota; Viridiplantae; Streptophyta; Magnoliopsida; Brassicales; Brassicaceae. The record is from RefSeq and is a predicted model, not a curated record. Bases 82 to 327 code for a protein of 81 amino acids.